UUACUGUGAAGACCGAUGCCGAUGGCUUCGCCUGCUGUCACCAACACAAAGGUCCUGCUGAUGCUCCUGAGAUACGUCCAGAACGAGGCCGGGGACACACGGCUUCAACCCCAUGAAAUUAGAGACGCGUCCUCUUAACCCACCAGAGGCUCGCGACUCUUCGCUGUGGCGUCUCAGUUAAUAUACGAAGCGAGCAAACGGCGUCCUGUUGAUUUGUGAGAUUGACUCUCCGGAUUGAACACGUCUUUCUUUAUUUUCUAAGGGAUUUCGUGAACCAAACGCGGUGAAGUAGUUCCUCAAUGGGUUUAUUAUGUGGUUUUUGCCUUGCCUGGACAACAUGGCAUCUACAGCAUCGUGUCACGGCUCAGCAGCGCUUCUCAGCCGGAAGCGAUGCAUUUUCACACCGUUCCGUGUCAGGACAAAAUGCUUUCCGUGUUUGGGAACACUGCUGAUGGCUGCCGUUGUAGUCGUAGUGUCUCAGGUGCCGGUAUCGUUUUCUACCAAGGCGUCCUCGGCUACUGAGGACGAGGGUUUCGUACUAGCCGAUUUAGUUGGGGAAAAUAAGGAUGAAGAGAAGGAAAAAGUUUCGGUAGCGUUUCAAGGAGAUGACGCGAGGGUAUUACCAAGUGGUGAAGGGAAGGAAAAUGCUUCGGUAGCAUUUCAAGGAGAUGACGCGAGGGUAUUAACAAGUGGUGAAGGGAAGGAAAAGGCUUCGGUAGCAUUUCAAGGAGAUGACGCGAGGGUAUUAACAAGUGGUGAAGGGAAGGAAAAGGCUUCGGUAGCAUUUCAAGGAGAUGACGCGAGGGUAUUAACAAGUGGUGAAGGGAAGGAAAAGGCUUCGGUAGCAUUUCAAGGAGAUGACGCGAGGGUAUUAACAAGUGAUAAAGAGAAGGAAAAAGUUUCGGUAGCGUUUCAAGGAGAUGACGCGAGGGUAUUAACAAGUGGUGAAGGGAAGGAAAAAGUUUCGGUAGCGUUUCAAGGAGAUGACGCGAGGGUAUUACCAAGUGGUGAAGGGAAGGAAAAGGCUUCGGUAGCAUUUCAAGGAGAUGACGCGAGGGUAUUAACAAGUGGUGAAGGGAAGGAAAAGGCUUCGGUAGCAUUUCAAGGAGAUGACGCGAGGGUAAUAACAAGUGAUAAAGAGAAGGAAAAUGUCUCGGUAGCGAUUCAAGGAGAUGACGCGAGGGUAUUAACAAGUGAUGAGGGCGAUGCAGGUUUGGACGCUGCUCCCAGGCAGGAAGAUGGCAGCUUCAACUUACAGAGUAUUCAGAGAAUCGUGGACGAACUGAAGAAAGAACAGGAAGCAGCACGUGGAUCCACGACGGACGAACCUCAGCAAAAGACUGAAGAGAUCACAGAGGGAGCAGAAGCACGGGAGACGGAACAGAAAGUGAAGGACUUCGUAUACAGUGAAGGUGUUGAUAUGGAGUCAUACGUGUCGGGCAGCCAAGGUUCCUACAUGCAGAAGGCUUUGAAGAAGUUUUAUGAUCCACAGUCUCUUCUUGAACCAAGUGGACUGAAGGCUUAUUUCGAGUUCCACAUUGGCAUCAUUGAAGAUACCAGUAAAUGGCUUUCGCAUAGGUCAAGGUAUUACAGGAGUUCUAUUGAGCCGACAGUGUUAAGUGGUCUUGCUUUAGCCAGAGUGUUCGCGGCGUCCCUCGAGGUCGUGUUGGCAGAGGCGCUAACCGAGAUAGAAAACCUAGAACGACUGCGGUACCAGAAAGCUGACCGAGAAGCCUUCGAGCGUGCUCGAAAGAACCGCAAACUUGGCGUGUUUGUGUUACGCCUUCGGGAGUUAUCCUGGAUGCUGGAUGCAGUCUUUGGCGAGGUGUCCGGUACAACACGAGCGUAUAGGUGCCCGCAGGUAUGUGUUACCAUAAGAUGCCGGUGGACCUGUGAGAUGAAGAAAACUUUACCAGCAGAAGUUGAUUCACUUGUUGCUUUGACGACUCGGUUGGCAAGCAUCUUCGAAACCAUUCAGGCAUUCAUCGACGCAGAUGCGUACAUUGGCUGUCUACUGGGGGCAGGGAAGUCUCCCACGUUCGAACACCGCGAGGCGGAAGCGACACAUGCGCGACACGCACACAAUUUGUCCAGCAACGUAGGCGAAUUUCAGCGACUCCUGAAGGGGACCGGAGGAAAAUUGUUGCAGCUUCGCGAAAGAAUGCUCGACUUCGCCUCUUUAUUCAAACCCGGGCACUAACCGUGGAGCUGUUGUUUUUCGCUCCGCUCGUUACGAGAUACACGCCGGUCACAUACACAUUGCACGUCUCGCGGAAGGGUCGAGUGCGAGUUCACAAAACCGGGUCUGUGGAGGUCCGAGUGCCCAGCGUGUUCGUGUUGGGGUUCGACCAGCGCUCUUCAAACUGAAUUCCGAGCAUUUGUUUUGGACUUUCCUUGUACGGAAGCAACCCGCGUCCCCUGCUUUCUUUACUACCCCUACACUGCAUGUGAGAGUCGGGACCACAUCGUAUGCGAACUGUUUAUUUGUCCCUGCGUUCUUGUUGAAGGUUUGGAACGUCGUUUUCGGGCGGGGCUUGGUUUCGUGACUUGUUAAAACCACACUGACUGGGUUGUGAGCGCCAGGCGCCGAUUUCUUCAAACGGCCUUCCCGACACGCACCGUGUUUCGUUCUCAUCCAUAAGAUCUGACAGUGAUUCCACCCUUUUUCCUUCCGACGAUGUAUGCAUUUUUCAGUGGUUGUAGGAGUAAGGGUACUGCCUCUCGUUCUGAACGACAGUGAGGUGCCUAGUCGCCAGUCCUUGGCGAGUCGUCGGAGUUUAGUUGCACGGAUGAACAUUUCGUUCACCGUUCGGCGUUGUUGAUGGCGUGCAGAAGAGGAGAGGGCAGGGGCGAGGGUAAGCGGGAAGCUUCACUAGAACUGAAGGGGUCACUGUUGUACUGCGUUCUGCGUAAACAUCUCUUUCUCACAACCCGUGAUGUGAGAGCUAGUUUCCGGCUUGUUCGAUGGCAUCUUGUAUUCCACGGCGCCGUUGUCCUUAUGUUGUCAAACCCCCUCUAAACGACCACUUGUCUGUUUGCGCAACGUUUGAAAACCUGCCUCUACCAGCGCAGUCACAGGAAAGUUGCUAUUAUACAACCGUCCAAGGUGGAAAUUAUCAUAUCGCAGGUUCGGUCUAAAUCCCCGUUAUAUUAUUAGAUCACAUGGCUUCGGUACUUUGAGAUCAUACUAACGGCAAGAAGAAAAGUGUGUUUCAAAGUAAAGGGAUGUUUAGCCGGGAAGUCAGCGUCUCUCCCAAUCAAGUAUGUUGGACAUUUUGCAUCUGCCAUUAACAUAUGAGAAUAAAAGGCAACGUGAAGCACGGUAUCAAUACCUGCAGGGUUGAAGAUGUGCAGAACUAUCAUAGUGGUCAAAGGGUUUGGCGCUUCGUUCGCGACUUAGUUGAUCGAAGGGUCACCCUAAGAUUGGAGAAAGUACACAAAUACUUGGUGAGGUGUGUGUGUGUGUGCGUGAACAUCACGGCGCGAAUUGUAACGCUUCAGCAGUGUGAGAGGCUUCAACCAAGCACAGCUUUCUUUUUCGGCUCGCAGAGACUGAAGUGCCACGCAGUUUCGGUGCUGGACAGGGGCCGUGCUCGUGUCGGAUUUGCGAGAGUAGAACUUCUUUUAGAAGAUCUCUGUGGUGCACCCUUCCAGCGCAAAGCCGCAUCCCAUAUUC
This is a messenger RNA of Toxoplasma gondii ME49, 3676 nucleotides long. RefSeq lists its product as hypothetical. The transcript has 2 exons. The coding region runs from base 311 to 2200 and encodes 629 amino acids. The record is from RefSeq and is a predicted model, not a curated record. Lineage: Eukaryota; Apicomplexa; Conoidasida; Eucoccidiorida; Sarcocystidae. Gene Ontology annotation, molecular function: protein binding.